Messenger RNA from Cooperia oncophora, 633 nucleotides. NCBI's taxonomy places the organism in Eukaryota, Metazoa, Nematoda, Chromadorea, Rhabditida, Trichostrongylidae. The record is from the annotation of a GenBank genome assembly.
AUCGCACGUAACAGAGGAGUUCAGGUCAAUCCAUGCGUGGAUUUUUUCGAGUUCACAUGUGGCAAAUGGAUCACCGCUCAUCCGAUUCCUGAUGAUAAGGAGCGGUAUGCAAGAUCAGAUGUACUAUUCGAAAAAGUUCAGGAGCAGAUGAAAGAAAUCACACGUAACAGAGGAGUUCAGGUCAAUCCAUGCGUGGAUUUUUUCGAGUUCACAUGUGGCAAAUGGAUCACCGCUCAUCCGAUUCCUGAUGAUAAGGAGCGGUAUGCAAGAUCAGAUGUACUAUUCGAAAAAGUUCAGGAGCAGAUGAAAGAUGCAUUCGAGUCGCCAGAAACCUUCGCUUCUAAAUCCAUGAACGCCCGUGAAGUCUAUGUACCACAAAUGUAUGGACAAGAAGGAACUGACCAGGAUCGGGUCCAGCAGCUGCUACAGACUAUUAGGAAUUACGGUGUGUGGCCAAUGGUAGAUGGCGACGACAGAUGGCGAACUGAAAAUUUUGAUUUGACGUCGUUGAUGGCUCACGUUUACAGCAGAAGAAUGGUCAUGGUCUUUGUUGAUCACUCUGUUACGAUUGACGACAAGAACUCCUCGAGAUUCAUUAUGCAGGUGAGAACAAUCAGCGCGGGCUGCAACUGA